AUGGAAUCUGAUGGUCCUUCGCGACGGAACCCCACCCCGGAGCAGCUACAGCGCAUCACGGCGCCUUUCGCAACAUGGAAGCCUGGCAAAAUGGCCGUCGAGAUUGACCUUUUCGUCGCCGAGACUGGCUUGGAAGACGACAGGGAUUACAUUAGCCGCGGUGCAAAGCUGGCCCAGGACAAGGACGCAUUCAAUCGUCCCCGAGAUGCUCUCGAGUACCGUGAAGGCUCGGACGAGAAAAAGCGUCUUCAAUGGGAGGCAGAGCAGAAAGGUAGAGAUAGAUUCCGGCAGACGUGGACCCUAUACGCACUUGUCGUCAUCUGUUCAAUUGGAGCCGCAGUCCAAGGCUGGGACGAGUCGGCUGUCAGCUCAGCCCAGAUCUACUACCAGUACGCUCUCAACAUCCAAGGGAACAUCCUUGGUCUCGUGAACGCGGCGCCGUACUUGUGCUGUGCUGUUACGUGUUGGCUGAACCAUCCGCUCAACAAGAUCUUUGGUCGUCGAGGGACGAUAUUCAUCACUUGUUUCGUCUCCUUUGUUACCUGCCUUGGUCAAGGCUUCGCUCAGACAUGGCAACAGCUCUUUGUAGCUCGCCUGCUUCUCGGCUUCGGAAUCGGCCCCAAAAGCGCCACCAUUCCUGUAUUCGCAGCAGAAUGUGCACCGGCAAAUGUUCGAGGUGCUCUGGUCAUGAUGUGGCAAAUGUGGACUGCUGCAGGGAUAAUGUUCGGAUACAUAGCUGGUGUGGCUCUACACGCCAUCUCAGACGGCUCCUCUAAUGACUGUCGCGCCUUCGGAAAUUUCACUUUCGAUCUGUCCGAGAACGACACGCGUUCCCAGGGUGCUUAUGCAAUCCACUGGGAUGAUGCCUUGGGAAAGUUCAACAGUUCUGGAAUUCUCCCUCCUCAUAUUCACGGUGCUUCGAAUAUCCAGUACACGAAUAUCACAAACACUGUACAUCUCCUUGGUACCAACUGUAGCUUGAAUUGGCGCAUGAUGCUUGCGGCGCCGAUGAUACUACCUUUAGUCGUCAUGGCCUACAUCUAUACCGUACCCGAGAGCCCUCGAUGGCUGCUGGACAAAAAGCUCUAUCUCAAGGUCUGGGACUCGCUUUGUCGACUGAGACAUUUGAAGCUUCAGGCAGGGCGUGAUUUCUUUCUCCUCUAUCAUCAACUCAAGAACGAGCGCGAGGUUUUCGAAACGCAAAGGGGCGCUAAGCAACUCUUUGGACUGAAACAGCUGCUUGGUCAGCCAAGAAGUAGGAGAGCGCUCCAAGCCAGCCUCAUUGUGAUGUUUCUUCAGCAGUUCUGCGGUGUCAACGUCCACGUAUACUAUUCGGUAUCGGUUUUCUACGAGCAGGCACACUUUCCGGUUACCUCGGCGCUGCUGGCCGGAAUGGGCUUCGGCAUCAUAAACUUCCUGUGUGCCCUGCCGGCGGUUUUUACUAUUGAUACCUUUGGCCGCCGCAACCUACUCCUCAGUACCUUUCCGUUUAUGGCCAUCUUCCAAGCCUUCAUCGCCAUUUCUCUAGCUGCAAAAGGGACCACGCCUUUGCUACUUGUGGGCAUGUACCUAUUUUCCGCCGCAUACAGCCCCGGAGAGGGACCUGUUCCGUUCGUCUAUUCCGCGGAGAGCAUGCCCCUCCACAGUCGCGACCUGGGGAUGGGAAUCGCCACAGCGGUGCUUUGGCUGUUCAACGGCAUCCUCGCCAUCACGUACCCGCAAUUUCUGAGGAGCUUCACGCCAGCCGGCACCUUUGGCUGGUAUGCCGCCUGGUGUUUCGCAGGGUGGUUCAUGAUCUUACUAUUUGUCCCCGAGACGAAAGACCUCAGUCUCGAGCAGCUCGACAAGGUCUUCAACAAGAGGACCUCAGAACACAUGUCUUACGGCUGGCGUCAGUUGUUGUUUUGGGUUCGGCGGUAUGUGCUCUUGCGCAAAUAUGCCAAAAGCCCUACCCUAUGGCCGACGGACGAACAGGACAACUGGGAGGCUGGGUCCAAUGAUGACCGUUCGAUAACUCAGGACUCUGAAAAUGGCCAUGAGAUGCGGGAGCUGGGUCCGUCCGUCUCCGUCGCAAAAGUAGGAAACUGGUAA
This is a messenger RNA of Diplodia corticola, 2091 nucleotides long. RefSeq names its product mfs sugar transporter. NCBI's taxonomy places the organism in Eukaryota, Fungi, Ascomycota, Dothideomycetes, Botryosphaeriales, Botryosphaeriaceae. Gene Ontology annotation, cellular component: membrane. The record is from RefSeq and is a predicted model, not a curated record. The transcript is spliced from 16 exons. The coding region runs from base 1 to 2091 and encodes 696 amino acids. Gene Ontology annotation, biological process: transmembrane transport. Gene Ontology annotation, molecular function: myo-inositol:proton symporter activity.